This is a messenger RNA of Coregonus sp. 'balchen', 7404 nucleotides long. The record is from the annotation of a GenBank genome assembly. NCBI's taxonomy places the organism in Eukaryota, Metazoa, Chordata, Actinopteri, Salmoniformes, Salmonidae.
CUCGACUACUCCAGAAUGAUUUCCACUCUGUUUGUCUUAGCUCUCCUGAGAACCACCUUGGCCUUUGGGGUAUGUGUGAUGUGAUUCUGGUGCAUUUCUCUCAUUAAACUAACUGAUGUCUAUAGAAGUGACUUGUUUAUUCGCCUUGUUCUCAGCCUGUAGGCCUGUGGAGUGAGAGGAACGGGACGGAGGAUGGAGGGGGGAAGUGCUCCUGUGAGGCCUUCCUGCCUGGCUCUACCUUCCCAGUGGGAGAGCUGGUCCUCCUGGAAGAGACAGCUGUGCAGAUCAACCACAAGCUGGAGAUGGAAAUGAACAAGGUACACCAGUAUGGAGUCACAUAGAUGGUUACAAUAGCCUAUCACUCUCUGACGCACUAUAUACCAUACAUCCUAUCAUCAAAUCCAAUUUUAUUUGUCACAUGCGCUGAAUACAACAGGUAGACCUUACCGUGAAAUGCUUACUUAUGAGCCCUUUCCCAACAAUGCAUAGUUAAAAAGUAAGAAACAUUUGCAAAAAAGGAAAUGGUAACACAAUAAAAUAACAAUAACGAGAUUAUAUACAAGGAGUACCAUCAUACAAAUAUAGCUAAGCUAUAAAGAUUCUACAAUAAGCAAUAGUUCUGAUGACCUACUAUUUUCUUAACAGUAGUUCAGUUUGCCUAUUAUAAUGUGGCUUAAGGUAAUUUGCAUAUAAAAUAUCCCUCCCCUCCAGUUUGAGACAUAUGAGAGCAAGCUGACAGUGUAUGCAGAGAGGAUAGUGAACCUGACAGUGCUGGUGGAGAUGAUGGAGAAGAACCCUGAUGCGUACAGUGAGGCCUACAUGCAGGAUGUGAAGGUGCAGAUCAAACAGGUGGAGGCUCUGGUACAGGAGCUCCUGGGCUCCGUACAGACCUCCACUACCGUCUUUGAGUCUCUGCACCAGCAGGUAACUACCCAAGAACUGUACCUAACAACUCAUCUGGCCACGAUACAGCUAUAAACAAUGACCAUGUCUACUUCAGACAUGUAUCUUUUGUAGUACUUAAACUUCUGGUCUUAUGGAUGUUUAUCUGUGUACCCUCAGAUCUCCUCCAUGGUGGUGGUCGUGACCAAGCUGGAGAGAUACGAUAAGAACCUGGUGUUGGUGACCCGUCGUGAGUACAUCAACAUACAGAUCAAACUGGAGGAGUGUGAGAGGCGCCACAAUGAGAUCUUCAACCCCAACAUCGGUAAGUCUAAGACUACUUUUAUGGUGAUACACAUCCGCCUCAUGCCAAAACAUCUGUAGACCAUUGCAUCUUUGAUGUCACUGACUUCACCCUCUUUUCUCAGGGUCCUGUGAGCACGGAGGUAUAACCAGAGUCAGCAAGCCCAUCGUCAAUCAACUGAAUGCCCACUUGAAUGCUGGGUACAAAUGGGGAGGCUGGGGGAAAGAUUCUAAGCCUGUGCAUGGUUCUGAAUCUCAAUACUGGUACUCUGGGUAUAGUGGUGCCUCAAUUGUUGACAUUAGAUUUUACAGUAGCUACAAAAAUCUUAUUUUGAGAACUCCAUUUAAACACCAAAGCUUGACAAGUAGCUGGUAUGGAACUGGUAACAAUUUCAUUGUACGUGAUAACACCCUGUAUUAUCAAUUGAACAACCCAUUUAGCAUGGCCAAACUGAAUUUUACUACAAUGAAAUAUGAGUACAGGGUGAUUGCAAAGGCUAGCACCAGAUUCUCGUACGGUCACUCACCCAAUCAGAACCUAGACUUCGCUGCUGAUGAGAAUGGGCUGUGGGUGACCUAUGCCACAGAGGAAUCCAAGGGUAAAAUGGUAAUUGCUAAAAUCCAUGAGCCAUCAUUUGGUAUAGAGGAGUUGUGGGAAACCAGUGUGUACAAACCAUCUGUGAGCAAUGCUUUCAUGGUGUGUGGGGUUUUCUAUGCUGUCAGAACAGUUGACAUUCACUAUGAGGAGAUAUUUUAUACUUAUGACACCAAGACAAAACAAGAGAGCUACAUUACUAUUCCAUUUGAGCGGUUCCAGGACAAGUAUGUCAACCUGGACUACAACCCCACUGAUCAGAAACUCUACAUGUACAAUGAUGGCUACUAUGUUAACUAUCAUCUUUGGUUUGACAACCAGGCCACUGUAAACACAACACAUCCCUUGGUCAGAUAAAAGGCCUAUUGUGGCAUCUCUCAUAUUGAAACGCGUUAUACUCAAAUCAGAUUUCAUCUCUUUUGUAGUUGCUCUGAUUAUGUAGAGUACCCUGUUUCAUGCUCAACUUGUUGAUUUUAAAUAAAUCUCUGAUGAAUCAUUAUCUUUGUGUUCAAGUGUUUACUUUUGAUAUUACAUCUGAAAUAAUACUGUCUUCAUUAUAUUCAAGUAUUAUGAUUCCUUCAGUCUUCAGUCUAAAUCAACAUCUGUAUAAUGAGGUGUAUAUUGGACAGAGUGAGCCAAAUGCAGGUCAGUUGUGGCUAAUAAGCAUGAUACAGUGUAUUUCAUAUAAAAUACUUUAAAUGUGUCCCUUAUGCUGAUAACCUAUUGGGUGCCAAACAUGAAGUCAGAUGCCAAUACAUUGUCUGGCUCUAGACUGUCUUGUUCAUCUUCAUGCAGGCCUACUGUAGGUAUUAGGCAGUCUCACUCACCAACAUCACAGAGGGGUUUUGUCGUACUGUUUCAGGGGAUAAUCUCUCUCAAUAUGCAGCACAUUGUUAGGAAUUAAUUAACAAUAACACCCUUCAUUUCUGAGUAUACUUAGUCUGCUCAUUAUUGAUAUCUAACCAUAUAGAAAAUAAAACUUGUACAAUAUGAUGUGAAAUGGGAAGGCUACUGCAAAGUCUUGAAAGAACAACAUUUGUCUUUGUUCCUUGUCUUAUCUAAAAAAUACUAUGGUAAAACCAUGUUGAACAUAGACCCAAUCCUCUUUUGGCCUCUUUGGCCAUUUAUUUUGUUAGCAAUACAGUAUGGAUUGAAACUAUGGAAAGUGGCUUGGGUGUUAACUAUUUAAAUGUGGUUCAUGUACAGGGGCUGGAUUCAGUCUGUAUCGCCGAAGCAUUGCGGAUGAUCCGCAUUCCGAUUGAGCCGACAUAUGCAGCGUUUACCGUGAAUGCAUUCUCUGCGACAGCAGAAACAUUGCCUUUAUUAAUUGUCAAUCACAUUAUAACGCGGAUCUUCAGCCCCUAUACUUCUUACCAACAUAACAAUCUAAUGUCCCAUGUGAAGAAAUAAAGUAGCAUAAUACUUGUGAAUUGUGUGCUGGAACUUGCUAGGCUAUAGAAUUGGAAUAAGGAUGAAAAAACGUUAUUAUACUAUGCUUAUCUCAACAUGUACAGUCGUGGUCAAAUGUUUUGAGAAUGACACAAAUAUUAAUUUUCACAAAGUCUGCUGCCUCAGUUUUUAUGAUGGCAAUUUGCGUAUACUCCAGAAUGUUAUGAAGAGUGAUCAGAUUAAUUGCAAUUAAUUGCAAAGUCCCUCUUUGCCAUGAAAAUGAACUUAAUCCCCAAAAACAUUUCCACUGCAUUUCAGCCCUGCCACAAAAGGACCAGCUGACAUCAUGUCAGUGAUUCUCUCGUUAACACAGGUGAGAGUGUUGACGAGGACAAGGAUGGAGAUCACUCUGUCAUGCUGAUAGAGUUAGAAUAACAGACUGGAAGCUUUAAAAGGAGGGUGGUGCUUGAAAUCAUUGUUCUUCCUCUGUUAACCAUGGUUACCUGCAAGGAAACGUGUGCCGUCAUCAUUGCUUGGCACAAAAAGGGCUUCACAGGCAAGGAUAUUGCUGCUAGUAAGAUUGCACCUAAAUCAACCAUUUAUCGGAUCAUCAAGAACUUCAAGGAGAGAAGUUCAAUUGUUGUGAAGAAGGCUUCAGGGCUCCCAAGAAAGUCCAGCAAGCGCCAGGACCGUCUCCUAAAGUUGAUUCAGCUGCGGGAUCGGGGCACCACCAGUGCAGAGCUUGCUCAGGAAUGGCAGCAGGCAGGUGUGAGUGCAACUGCACGCACAGUGAGGCGAAGACUUUUGGAGGAUGGCCUGGUGUCAAGAAGGGCAGCGAGGAAGCCACUUCUCUCCAGGAAAAACAUCAGGGACAGACUGAUAUUCUGCAAAAGGUACAGGGAUUGGACUGCUGAGGACUGGGGUAAAGUCAUUUUCUCUGAUGAAUCCCCUUUGUUGUUUGGGGCAUCCGGAAAAAAGCUUGUCCGGAGAAGACAAGGUGAGCGCUACCAUCCGUCCUGUGUCAUGCCAACAGUAAAGCAUCCUGAGACCAUUCAUGUGUGGGGUUGCUUCUCAGCCAAGGGAGUGGGCUCACUCACAAUUUUGCCUAAGAACACAGCCAUGAAUAAAGAAUGGUACCAACACAUCCUCCGAGAGCAACUUCUCCCAACCAUCCAAGAACAGUUUGGUGACGACCAAUGCCUUUUCCAGCAUGAUGGAGCACCUUGCCAUAAGGCAAAAGUGAUAACUAAGUGGCUCGGGGAACAAAACAUCGACAUUUUGGGUCCAUGGUCAGGAAACUCCCCAGACCUUAAUCCCAUUGAGAACUUGUGGUUGAUCCUCAAGAGGCGGGUGGACAAACAAAACCCCACAAAUUCUGACAAACUCCAAGCAUUGAUUAUGCAAGAAUGGGCUCCCAUCAGUCAGGAUGUGGCCCAGAAGUUAAUUGACAGCAUGCCAGGGCGGAUUGCAGAGGUCUUGAAAAAGAAGGGUCAACACUGCAAAUAUUGACUCUUUGCAUAAACUUAAUGUAAUUGUCAAUAAAAGCCUUUGACACUUAUGGAAUGCUUGUAAUUAUACUUCAGUAUACCAUAGUAACAUCUGACAAAAAUAUCUAAAAAUACUGAAGCAGCAAACUUUGUGAAGACCAAUACUUGUGUCAUUCUCAAAACCUUUGACCACAACUGUAAUAUCCUGCCACGUUGUUGAUGACUGAUAGUAAGAUCCUGUUAUGUAGUUGAUAAUGUCAGGUGCCAUCUACAGUAUGCCGUCAAUAACAUGUCUUCAUAACUGAAAAACUGUCCAUAUGGCCAGUUUCUCAUGCACUCCAUGUCCACAUCAUUGUGAUCAAUAAAAUGAUGAGACAGAUUUCACAUAAUUGUACUUGAGUAUUUUAUUACAAGCAAACAAGGAUGUCUGCAUAUAAUGUCACAAGAAUUGAAGGUCUCUUAUGCAACAGCAGUAAUUAUGGGAAGAAGCAAGAUGUUUCUGAUAAGCUGAUAGGAGGGUCUUUAAAAACCUAGAACAGAAAGACAAGGAGCCACAUCAGAACAACACUGGAUACAAGAUGGUUCCAUUUCUUAUGUUCCUGCCUCUCAUUUGCCCUGCAGUGGCUUGGCUGGUAAGGGACUCUCAUUUUCUCCUUCCACUAAAACUUGACAGCUAGAGACACUUCCAAAAAGAGUGCUAGUUUACUACUUGUGUGAGCUACCACUGUGAAGUUCAGUCUGAACUUGUAUUUUCCCCCAGCCAAUGGAGGACUGGGACUCUGGCAAUGUGACUGCAUCUGUAGGUGAGUCGGGGCAAUGCCUUUGUCAUGUGUUUCUACCUGACACCACCUUCCCUGCCGACCGUGUUGAACACAUGCAGCAAGUCACCAAGGAUCUAAUGCUGGAAGUGGGAAUCCAGAUAAAUAAGGUACUAUUGUAUUGUAAUGAACACCAUGAGGUGUGAACCCCUUGAACAGGAUUGAAUCCAUAUUGCAUUUACACACCAGGUUUUAGAGUGAUGUUAACAGUAGCCUACUCCAGUAUAUGGAACAAGUCUUGUAAACCUUGGAGGAGAUGCAUGUGUAUAUUUAACUGAGACCUCAUUCACAGUAUACCCUACUAGAUAUCUUACACCGAGACUACUACCUGUGUCUCUCUUGCAGCUGGACAGUUACAAGGGCAGGCUUGUGAUCUUUUUGGCUGAGUUAAGCAACCUGACUAUCCGAGUGGAGAUUGUGGAGAGCGGCCCUGAGAAGUACAUCCGACUGGAUUUCGAGCUUCUCAGGAUCGAGCUGAGAGAGUUCGAAUUGUUGGUGACACAGCUGAAGGAUUCCCUCAACUCCUCCUCACCUAUGUUCGACAGCCUGUACACUGAGGUAAAUGGGUGAUAGGUAGACAGAUAUAGCAGAAUGACUAUUAAUGACUGGCAGUGGCAUGAUAAUUAAGUGACAGGUAAUAUCAUGCGGAAGCAAGAGGAAUGUUGCUGUAUGGAACAAAUGACCUAUUUGUCCUUUGUACACAUGCAUCCAUAGAUUCGCAACAUGAGCCUGAUUGUAAACCAGCUGGAGAGCUAUGACAAGAGUAACCUGGAGGUGAUCCGUAUUGAGUUUGGAAAACUGCAGAAGAAGCUGGAGGAGUGCCAGAAGAACCAAGAGGAGGGCAUAAACCCAGAUAUUGGUAAGGAGCCUCUGUGAUAGUAGCAUUGUUAACAUAUUGUAUCAUUAGAUCAAAAGCAGUAGUUUGUGGAUUUGUUUGUCUUAUAUAUUAUUAAUAGCUAUUUAUGUUUUCCCCCAGGCUCCUGCAACCAUAAAGGCAUUGCCAGUGUAGGGAAGCCAGUGGUCAGCCAACUGAAUGCGAACUUGAAUGCGGGCUACAGAUUUGGGGGGUGGGGGAAAGACUCAAAACCCAAUCGUGGCUUCGAAUCAAUGUAUUGGUACGGUGCCUAUAGCAGUGCCUCAGUGCAUGACUUUUAUCUUUACUCCGACUAUCAAAAUCUGGUUUUAAGGAAUUCAUUUAAACGACAUAACUUGCCAGAUGGAUGGCAGGGUACCGGCAACAAUUACAUUGUUCAUGGUAACACCCUGUAUUAUCAGAAAAACAGCCCAUUCAGCAUGGCUAAACUGAAUAUGACCACAUCCAAAUAUGACUACAGAGUAAUUGAAAAGGCCAGUGCAACAUUCUCAUACAGUUACUCAGCCAAUCAGAACAUGGACUUCUCAGGCGAUGAGAAUGGGCUAUGGGUAACCUAUGCCACCGCUGAAUCCAAGGGUAAAAUGGUCAUUGCCAAAGUAAACGAGGUUGAAUUUGGUAUAGAGGAGCUGUGGAAUACCAAUGUAUACAAAGCAUUGGUAGGCAAUGCCUUCAUGGUGUGUGGUGUUCUCUAUGCUACCAGACCAAUAGAUGUUCACACAGAGGAGAUCUUCUACUCUUAUGACACCAAAACAGAGCAGGAGAACUACCUCAGCAUUCCAUUUGAGAAGUUCCAGGAUGAAUAUAUAAACCUGCACUACAACCCUAUUGAUCAGAAACUCUACAUGUACAACAAGGGCUACUAUGUGUCUUAUAGUGUCAAGUUUAACAAAGACUAGAGCCUCCCUCUGGUCUAUUGUAUCGUGACUGAUGCGACUGAUAUGACGCUCUGACAGCAUGGGGCAUUGACUGAAUAAAUACUCAUUACAUUGUCUGAUGUAUUGACUUGCAUUCAAAACUCAUGUCCCUUGAAUUUCUGAAAUAAAAUGAAACUGAAGC